Messenger RNA from Thamnophis sirtalis, 949 nucleotides. It is a transcript of the gene MRPL12, whose product is annotated as mitochondrial ribosomal protein L12. Gene Ontology annotation, molecular function: structural constituent of ribosome; mRNA binding. Gene Ontology annotation, biological process: translation. Gene Ontology annotation, cellular component: ribosome; mitochondrial large ribosomal subunit. NCBI's taxonomy places the organism in Eukaryota, Metazoa, Chordata, Lepidosauria, Squamata, Natricidae. The record is from RefSeq and is a predicted model, not a curated record.
GUUGAACCACAGAGAUGCUCGGAGAGAGCGUCCCCGGCGCCCUUUUCGGUGUGCACACUGCAGAAAGAGGGGGCCGUCGGUGUUUCCUUCCUGCCGCCUUUUGCAGCCGCCGGUAAUGGCCAUGUUCCCCGCGGCCGGACUCGGUACCGCUCUCCGACUGUUACUGCGGCAUCAUCGAUCACAAGCUUGUGCUAUCCGGAUGCUGAAGACUACAUGUUCAAAGUGUAGUGAAGUUUUAGCAAGUCCGCGUAUGGAUGAUGCCCCAAAAGAAUAUUCACCUAAGAUUCAGCAGCUAGUUCAGGAUAUUGCUAACCUGACUCUCCUGGAGAUCUCUGACCUCAAUGAGUUGCUAAAGAAAACUCUCAAGAUCCAAGAUAUUGGACUUAUGCCAAUGGCCGGGAUGAUGCCAGCAACACAGUUGGCAGCACCGGCAGAAGAAGAAGAAAUGGUUGAAAAAGUAGAAAAGGUCAAUUUUACAGUGCGCUUGACUGGGUUUAAAGCUGAAGACAAGGUGAAAGUUAUCAAGGAACUAAAGAACCAUGUGGAGAACAUAAACCUUGUCCAGGCCAAGAAGUUGGUAGAAUCUCUUCCUCAAGAUAUCAAAGUAAAUGUUCGUAAAGAAGAAGCAGAAAAGGUUAAAUCGGCUCUAGAGGCAGUUGGAGGCACUGUAGUUGUGGAUUAAAGAAUCUGCCUACCUGUCAAAGGACUUAAAGCAGAGCCGGGGAAGGACCCUGUGACUUGUGUUAGCCACUCCUGCUGACUGGUGGUGGAGUACUGUGCGGUUCCAGGAAAGUUGCUCUGCCCCAUUUUUUUCUGCUCUGCAGUUUCCCUUGGGCAUAGCUCAGUGUGUAUCAAGUUAUUUGGCACACCUUGCAGUCUGCUACAUGGUUAAAAACCUGUAUUCAUAACGAAUAUAUGUGAUGGAUAACACCUGUAAAACAUGUGUGAU